Molecule: messenger RNA, 3225 nt
Organism: Spirodela intermedia
Lineage: Eukaryota; Viridiplantae; Streptophyta; Magnoliopsida; Alismatales; Araceae
Source: the annotation of a GenBank genome assembly
AUGGCUGGGGAAGAUCCUCUCGCCGCCACUGCCCUCCCUACUGAGUUCGCGGCCAUUCCUCCCAGGGGGUCCUCGUGGGGGCCCCCCGGCGGCGGUUGGGUGGCGGCCGUCGUCUUCCUCCUCGUCUUACUAUGGCAGGGGCUGAGGAACCUCUUGACCCGCCGGCGGCAGAGGCUUACCGUCCCCCUGGCCUCUCCUGAUGCGUGGCCGGCCCGUGCGCUGGAUGGAGCUUCCUCGUCAGGGUUAGCUCCGAUUCGCACGCCCGUGAUAAUCUUACCCUGUUGGUUUUGGUUUUUUUCAUUUCCCUCCUGCUCAUCCUUUGCCCGCUCGUGUGCGUAAACGGCUCUCCACGCAUGCCGAAGUUUCCGCUUGGUGACGUUCUUGGAUUUCUAAAUUACCACAGUUCUCACAUCGCUUCUGGGAUUCUUAGAGCAGAAGGGACGGGCCUGCAUCUGAAUCGGCCGUAUCCCGAUGGGGCGGCGGAAUAGCAUUCGAAAGAACGCCGCUAGAUAAUUUCCUCCUUUCCUUGGAUAUUCGAACCCCCCCCCCCCAUGGCAUCUUCAAUAUUAGAGCAGUUCAGGCUUCAACCGUAUCCAUAUUUGGGAUAGCCCGCAGAGGAGAUACCAAUUGAGGGCGCCAUCUCUGCGCACAAGUCUAACCCUUUCAUCAGGGCGCAGUGGGUGCGGGAUUUCAUUCUAGGACUUUCGGAUCUGCCCUCUUCUCUGCUGUUAGAUUCCUAUGUGGCUCUUCUCCAGCGUGUCAUUAAUCACAUGGGUGCACUGAUCUCUUUGGCAGGAUCUCGAAGAUCAUAUCCGACGAAGAUUUGAGACAGCUGAUAUACAAUCUCGAAGGCAAUUUGAACGCUGGAGAAAGAUGGGAAGAUGUCAUAGACAGAAAGAGCGACCAGUUUUCUUACAUGGCAAAAUGUUGCAGGCCGAAGGUAUGCCCUCUGCUGAUUUGGUGUCCACUCUUCUCAUUAUACUUCCACCACUGUUGUCGGUUCCCUUGCAGAUCUGAACCAUGUAAGAAUGGUCCUCGUAUUCCCCCGUUCCCGUAUGGCACCAAGCCACGGAACGCGUGGCUUCUUGAUUGGUUACUUCGACGACUCCGCUUUGUUAGUUCUUCCCUGUGACAUCAGUAGCUGCUUUCCUGCAGGAGGGCCCCUUGAAGUACCUGAGCGCUACGGUAUUUGAGAAUUGCUCUACCGAGAUGUUGAGAGAUUUCUACAUGGAUAAUGAGUACAGGAAAGCGUGGGAUAAAACCUUGGUCGACCACCAGCAGCUGGAGGUCGAUGAAGCCAGCGGGACCGAAGUUGGGCGAACGAUAAAGAAGUUCCCUCUUCUGAGCCUUCGGGAGUAUGUGCUGGCCUGGCGGGUGUGGGGGGGGAGUGACGGCACCUUUUAUUGCUUCAUCAAGGUGAGACUUUUCACAAGAACAUUCUCUUUGCGUACAAUUCAUCAGCGAUUCUCGCGUGCUUUUCUUCUUGCGGCUGCAUGCGACUCUUUGAUAUUACUUGCCUUUGUGGUGUUGGGGAUGUCUGCGGCUGCUGGUUCGUGGGCAUUUCCUGUCCUGGGCCUUGGUCAGAAUCAGUGGCCGGGAUGCAGACUGAGAUGGAGGGUGGGUCAACUAGUAGUCCGGUGUUUGGAUGAGUUCUCAGAGUCUCACUCGGAAGACUCAGCUUGACGUAAAUGAGGAACGGGUUCAGAGCUUCCCCUUUCCUCUUCUUUUCCCACACAUCCUAUGCAUCAAAAUCUCAAGAGCAUGCAGGUCGUACAUUGUCGUUAUUAGUUAAACCUGGGCUGAAGGUUUAUUCUCGGUGCUCAUAGUAUGCCAUGCUGCGAGAUGAAAGAUAGGAUGAGGGUACACUGUUGUUCUGUGGGAAAGUACAAAGCGCCAUUAAUCUUCCAGUUUCCAACUUGUGAUCACUACUCAGUGAGGAUCGGCAUGCAACUCAUUAUCGGAGACGAAGGCCGCCUAUUAUGUCCUCGAAACAAUUGCUGCUUUGCCAGUUUCCAGCCUGUGGUCAGUGUUGGGCCAGGACGUAGUUCAUGUGUUUAAUUGAGCCGCAUGAUUCUAUGGUUUGCUAGUUCUCGAUAAUCCUGCAUCUUGUUCCUCUGCAAUGGUUUCAACGUCUUGUGAUUUUCCGCAUCUUGUGGGUUCAGGAUUGUGAGCACCCUUCGACUCCCCGACAGAAGAAGCUUGUGCGAGUUGGAUUCUUCAGGUCUGGCUGGCGUAUUAGAAAAGGCAAGGAACCACUCUGCUGCUCGUCCGAGGUCUUUCCCUUUUUGCCAUUUUCCGUUUUAGUCAGGAACCAAAUCGGACGAUGGGUGCAAAGAAAAUCUCGGAUCGAAUGUUCCAUCCGAGGAAUGUCACCUGAAGCAUCAUCCACACUGAUUAGAGAGUGGUGGAGUUGAUCGGCCGUUGGGUUGGCUCUCUGCCGCCCGGCGUCGUCCGCGGAAUGAGAUCCACCAAUCCAAGUUUUUGAUGUUUUCUUCUGACCUUGAUUUGAGACGAUCGUAUUUCUGCGCAGUCGCAGGCACAGAUGCGUGCGAGAUCAAAAUGGUGCACCAAGAAGACGCCGGUCUCAACGUGGAGCUGGCCAGAAUAGCUUUUGCCAAGGGAAUAUGGAGCUACAUUUGCAAGAUGAACAGCGCUCUGCGCGAUUACUCUCUUCGCAUGCGACCACCCUUGCCCAUGCUCGUUCAGGUAGCGACGGCUGCCCUCCUCCCUACUCGCUGGUUUCAAAAGCGAAUGAUGGAAACUGGCGCCAAGGAGCUUCUUCUUCUCUCCCGUUAUCACUACUAUUACCAUUUUCAUGCCGGAUAGAAACAUCUGCGUCGAGUGUUGUUCUAAACUGAGGUCGAUCGUCUUGGUUGUUCUUUCUAGGUGCCGCUUAGUUUGGAGGGCGACACUGAGACGGUUACACCCGGAGCUUACGAGAGCUCGAGCGGCGGCGCCGUCCUCGUGAAGCAGACGGGUGGGGACGAUCCGGGCGAGAACCUCAAACUCCUCUCGAGGAAGCCUUCCAAGACGUGGAUAGCGAAAGGGCUUCUGCUCGUCGGAGGGAUCGUCUGUCUGUCGCGAGGGCACUCCACGCUCGGCACCCAGCUCGCGGUGGCCUGCAUAUUGAAGAAGCUCAUGAGGCAGGAGGGGGAUGCCUCGUCGAGCCAGGAGGGACCGGCCCGGCUGUCUCGGGGCAGGCGGGGGCACCGCCAUCGCUGCUGA